AUGGUGCUCUCGUUCAUUCUGAUCCAGAAUCGACAGGGCAAGACAAGACUGGCCAAGUGGUAUGCGCCGUACAGCGAUGAAGAGAAGGUCAAGCUGAAAGGCGAGGUGCACCGCCUCAUAGCGCCGCGCGACCAGAAGCACCAGUCCAACUUUGUCGAGUUCCGCAACAUGUCCAAGAUUGUCUACCGCCGGUACGCCGGGCUGUUCUUCUGCGCCUGCGUCGACACCAACGACAACGAGCUGGCGUAUCUCGAGGCGAUCCACUUCUUCGUCGAAGUGCUGGAUGCAUUCUUUGGGAAUGUGUGCGAGCUGGACUUGGUAUUCAACUUUUACAAGGUGUACGCUAUUCUGGACGAAGUGUUUCUGGCGGGCGAGAUUGAGGAGACCAACAAGCAGGUCGUGUUGACAAGGUUGGCGCACUUGGAUAAGCUGGAGUGA
Molecule: messenger RNA, 438 nt
Organism: Ascochyta rabiei
Lineage: Eukaryota; Fungi; Ascomycota; Dothideomycetes; Pleosporales; Didymellaceae
Product: AP-2 complex subunit sigma
Exons: 5
Coding region: 1-438 (145 amino acids)
Biological process (GO): protein transport; clathrin-dependent endocytosis
Cellular component (GO): intracellular membrane-bounded organelle; AP-2 adaptor complex
Molecular function (GO): clathrin-cargo adaptor activity
Source: RefSeq, a predicted model, not a curated record